AGUAAAUAUAAUAUGUAAAAGUAACUCCUUGAAAAUUAUGCCAGCUUUUGGUUUGCUGUAUUUUGUUCAACCUUUCGGUAGUCAAAAUUGUUAAAAAUACUUUUGUUUUUUGUUUUCUAAAUUAUGAGUUAUCCUAUAAACUUGUCAAAGAAAUCCACUUCCUUGGCCUUUUACCACCAUAUUGCGGAUCCCGUCAAGGAGGAGCAGCCCAGCCUUUUGCGCUACAGGCAUAAGAAACGCCCACCACCCAAGGAGCUAAAGAAGCAGUUGGAUCAGCGCCAGAAGGCGGCGGAGGAGCGACGCACCAUGCUGCAGGAGGAGAUGGUACAGAAGCUGUCCGUCCGGCUGGCCCGAGUGGCUUUGAUCGCUGAUCGCCACCAAAGACAGACCACUAGCAGCUGGGAAAAUGCACAGAAGCGUUAUACCCGCGACGUGGACGAGCAUGUGCGUCGGCGUACAGAGCAGAUCUCGCUGCGGCUGAAAGAUCUCACCAGUCACAAUCAGGCGGUGCAGGAGCGAAAGGAUGCGGUCAUGCGGGAGCGGUACCUCCAGAAACUGGACCACAUUUACGAGUCUAGGAAUCCCAAAACACUUUCGAGAGUUUUUAAGAAUGUUUGAGCUUAAUUAUGUCGAAUGUAAAUUUAAAAACAAAAUUUAUUGGUCUUUAAUUAUGCAAAAUAAAUAAAAAAAUAUGUACAGUAAAGUA
This is a messenger RNA of Drosophila kikkawai, 706 nucleotides long. RefSeq lists its product as uncharacterized. Gene Ontology annotation, biological process: regulation of microtubule polymerization or depolymerization. The record is from RefSeq and is a predicted model, not a curated record. Lineage: Eukaryota; Metazoa; Arthropoda; Insecta; Diptera; Drosophilidae.